AUGGAAACCAAAAGAUUACCAGAAAAAUAUAAAUCAAAACUUAAAGAUGCUGAACUAAAAUUUAUUGUUGGUGUUUCACAUUCAUUUAAUUUAUUAGACAAUGACGGUCUUUUGAAAUUAGUUCAAAUUGGUAUUGAAAUAGGUGUUAAUAUUGGUUUAGUAGAUGUCCAUAACAUUUUUUAUGGAAGGUCAACGAUUCAAGAAGAAGCAUUAUCGAAGUUUGAACAAUAUACUGAUCAAGUAUGUACUUUAUUGCAACAACCAAUUAAGCAACAUUGUGUUGCUGCAACAGCUGAUCUUUGGACUAAUGAUUUAAUGAAAAGAACUUGCUUUGAUUUUACAAUCUUCUUUAUUAAUGAUAUUUACGAAUUAAAACACGCAUUAUUACGAUGCAAACAAUUCGAAGGUGAAAAAUCUGGAAUUAAUAUUUGGUAUGAAAUUGAAGAGAUCUUCAAGUCAUUCAACAUAUCAUUUGGUGAUACACCUAUGACUAUCGAUCACAGAUCAAAUAUGAUUAAAGCUUUAAGUCUAACUGAUGAAGCAAGAUAUCCUUGUUUAACACACCGAACCAAUACUGUUUUAGGAACAGCAUCGGAAAAUGUAAAAACAUCCAAUAUUGAAUUUAAAGACCUCUGCACUGCAGUUGCGUUACUAUGAUAAAAAGUUUUUUCACUGAACAACAUUAUGAAAUCGCCGGUUUUUUGCCGGUCUAGAAAUUCUUUUUAGACCGGCCAGACCAGACCGGUCUAAUUUUUCUUGACCGGUUACAACUCUGACCUAGAUACAUCAUUACCUAUCUAACUAUUCAUUGAAACUCAUAGAGAAACAUGUUUCUUCUUGCUUCUCUUAGUUUGCCUUGCAUCUUUCUGAGUUUUCCUAACUAUGCAUCACAGGAUACAGUGACUAUACGAUUUCAAUAUGUAUGAGACUGAUUAGAAUUUGCUUCUUUGUUAGUACUUUUAGUUAUUUAAGAGAGCACCCAUUAGAUCACCGAGAAAUCGAAGCACUCGAUAAAAUUUAGUUUUUUGAUUUGAUAUUCUCAUCUUGUUCAGCAUCAUCUAAAACCUCUAAGGAGUGAGUGUGGGUGUGGGUGUGGGUGUGGGUGUGGGGUGUGGGUGUGGGUGUGGGUGAGGGUGUGGGGUGUGGGUGUGGGUGUGGGUGUGGGUGUGGGUGUGGGUGUGGACGUGGGUGUGGGUGUGGGGUGUGGAUGUUACUCUUGUUUUCAUACGUACACCCACAUCCACACCCACACCCACACCCACACCCACACCCACACCCACACCCCCCCCCCACCCCCCCCCCCCCCCACCCCCCCCCCCACCACCCCC
Messenger RNA from Rotaria sp. Silwood2, 1328 nucleotides. Lineage: Eukaryota; Metazoa; Rotifera; Eurotatoria; Philodinida; Philodinidae. The record is from the annotation of a GenBank genome assembly.